UCAUCCUAAAGUGCCAACAAAUUGAACGUGAUUAGUCUGAAGCCGGUGCCGCCGCCCAUGUGGUUGGUAACUUGGUGUGAAUCCGUAUGCAAAUUCAUGCAAAAAAAUAUUUCAAUCUCUCGAGCUGACUGGUUCGACUCCACACAGAGCGAGCCACCAUUGGAUUUGGAAAGAACCGUCCGAUCCAAGAACAAACAGUCCGUGGAAGCAUGAGGAAGCACCCCCUCGGUCCAGGUCGGACCCCCCCUUCUUCUUGCAGAGAGAUCUGGACCUCAUAAUUUUGUCUGGUCGAUGUUCGUGCACUCCAAAGCAAGAAUAAAGAAAAAGAAAGAGAGAGAUAGAGAGAGGGAGAAAUAAGAAAAAAGGAGAAAACAAAUGGGAAAGGAAUGACGUGUGUUGUUCCAGGACAGCUUUCGAGUUACUCGUUCUUUUCAUCCUCUCAAACUCCAUUUGAAUCUUUUAACUGCUCCUGUCGAAUUUCCAGUCUUUUCCUUGCAUACCCACUAGCAGAUCCUCAAGAUUCUGUUAGUGGGUAUCUCUCGUUUUCUCCGGAAACUUCACGCAUUUUUUUUGCGUUUUGCUGCUGCAAGAGAACCCAAAGAACCGAAAGUCUUGAUUUUUUGUUUUGUUGACGUUGGCAUGGCUUUGUCUGCGGUGGGUUCGUCGGUGGUUGAGUCCCACACGUCGCCAUGCCUCUGCUUGGUGGAUUCAAAUUCGAUGGCGAGGAAGCAGUUUUCUCGGGUGAGUUCGCUGGGGAGCUCGUUUCUUGAUUCGUGGCAUGAUUGGCGAGUCGAGGCCAAAGCACUCUCGACAAGUGCUCUGACACGGAGUUCGAGGAAGCGACAGCACAAGGAAGGAGGAGGGCUUGUCGUCGUCAGCGAGCUGGGUGGUCAGUACGAAGACACUUUCGAGGAUGUUAAAACCCAAAUGCUCAACUAUUUCACAUAUAAAGCUGUGAGGACGGUUCUUAACCAGCUCUACGAGAUGAACCCGACACAGUAUAGGUGGUUCUACAAUUUCGUCGCGGAAAACAAGCCUGGAGAUGGAAAGCGUUUCAUACGAAACCUCGGGAAGGAGAGACGCGACCUUGCCGAAAGAGUGAUGGUAACUCGUCUUCACCUAUAUGGAAAAUGGAUCAAGAAAUGUGACCAUGCCAAAAUAUACCAAGAAAUCUCCGACGAGAACUUGGAGUUGAUGCGCGAACGGCUCAUUGAGACCGUGAUAUGGCCUGCAGAUGAUACCAAUACCGAGAAGAUUUGAUGAUCGGUUGCUCUGUUCGGAUCUAAAUCCGCGACUGUUUGAUCCCUGUUUCAUCGCUACCUUUCCCGGUUCAGGUUUCUCCAUGCCUCAAGACAAACGCGAUUUCGUUCUCCAUCUAUUUAUAUCCAAUUUGUUGCCUGCAAAGUUGUAUAUAUUGGAACCAGCAACAAUUUAGCUUAGUGAAGGAAUGUGGCUUCUCUAUUCCUUUUGCCGAUAUAAUCCAAUUUUUCUUUCCUGCGUUCA
Molecule: messenger RNA, 1503 nt
Organism: Syzygium oleosum
Lineage: Eukaryota; Viridiplantae; Streptophyta; Magnoliopsida; Myrtales; Myrtaceae
Product: chaperonin-like RbcX protein 2, chloroplastic
Exons: 5
Coding region: 640-1260 (206 amino acids)
Biological process (GO): ribulose bisphosphate carboxylase complex assembly
Molecular function (GO): protein folding chaperone
Source: RefSeq, a predicted model, not a curated record